AUGGCUGACGUCCAAGCCUUCCCUUGCUCAAUAUCCCUUUCCAUCCCCUUCCCCACCCCUCGCCUCGCCUCCAUAGCUCUAUCCGCCAUCUCCCGGCCCCGACGACGCCCGGGGUCCGUCCUCGAGGUCGAGUACCGCGCCACCACCAACCGCAUGCUCCGCGUCGCCACCAACUCCUUUAUGGAAAGCCUGAGCCUGGUCCUCGAAGUCAUGGAGAAGAUGGACGUCCCCGCCCUCGUCCCCAAGACUAGCGACCCAUUGCCGCUCGCUACCGCUGCUGUCACUGGGAGUUGA
Messenger RNA from Parascedosporium putredinis, 294 nucleotides. Lineage: Eukaryota; Fungi; Ascomycota; Sordariomycetes; Microascales; Microascaceae. The record is from the annotation of a GenBank genome assembly.